Molecule: messenger RNA, 471 nt
Organism: Sphaeramia orbicularis (orbiculate cardinalfish)
Lineage: Eukaryota; Metazoa; Chordata; Actinopteri; Kurtiformes; Apogonidae
Product: potassium voltage-gated channel subfamily E member 2-like
Exons: 2
Coding region: 1-360 (119 amino acids)
Biological process (GO): potassium ion export across plasma membrane; ventricular cardiac muscle cell action potential; negative regulation of delayed rectifier potassium channel activity
Cellular component (GO): membrane; voltage-gated potassium channel complex
Molecular function (GO): transmembrane transporter binding; delayed rectifier potassium channel activity; potassium channel regulator activity
Source: RefSeq, a predicted model, not a curated record
AUGCGGCCUUCAGAAGCUUGGAAACAGAUAACUGCAGCUGACUGGUCCAACCUGACCUUUCACCUGGAGAAAUCCCUGACCAGUGCUUUGGGUCAGUACCUGGACAACUGGAGGCAUAAUGUGACAGCUGCAGCAAACGCUUUGGACAAGACUCUGGCAGAGGAGAACUUCAAGAAUGUCAUCUGGUAUCUGGCUGUGAUGAUUGGCAUGUUUGCCUUUAUUGUUGUGGCCAUUCUAGUUAGCACGGUCAAAUCCAAGCGGAGGGAGCACUCCAAUGACCCCUACCACCAGUACAUCAAGGAGGACUGGACCGCUCAGAUACAGCAGGGUGACGUCUUUGCUAACUUUGCAGCUAAAUAGUGCAAACACGACUUAUAAGAUGAAACAGCAGCAACUGCAGGUGCAACUCUUAAAAAAAAAAAGAUAAACUUUUUAUUGAAACGUGUUCAAAAUAAUAAAAUGACAUCAAUA